Molecule: messenger RNA, 480 nt
Organism: Elaeis guineensis (African oil palm)
Lineage: Eukaryota; Viridiplantae; Streptophyta; Magnoliopsida; Arecales; Arecaceae
Source: RefSeq, a predicted model, not a curated record
AUGGAGGUCUAUGUUGAUGAUAUGAUAGAAAAAAGUGCUGAAGAGGACCAGCAUAUUGCCGACUUGGAAGAAGUAUUUGGAGAGCUUAGGAAGCAUCAGAUGAAACUCAAUCCAAACAAAUGUACCUUUGGGGUGAUCUCGGAUAAAUUUUUUGACUUUCUUAUUAAUCAAAAGGCGAUAGAAGCAAAUUUCGAGAAGAUUCGAGCACUGUUGGAGAUAAACUAUCCGACUGCUAUCAGAGAAAUUCAGCAGCUUAUGGGGCAGCUUGUUAUCAGUCAGGUACAGAGUCAAUUUGAAGCUAAAAACUCCACAAUAGCUCGCUACCUGCAGAAUGUAAAGGAAUUAUCUAAAGGCUUUGAGGAGUUUGAAGUACUUCAAAUUUUGAGAUCAGAAAAUGCUCGGGCUGAUACUCUAUCACAUCUCACCAUGUCGGAUUUUUUUCGAGCUGAAUCAGAAGGUACUUAUCGAAUAGCUGAAUAG